Molecule: messenger RNA, 516 nt
Organism: Lodderomyces parapsilosis
Lineage: Eukaryota; Fungi; Ascomycota; Pichiomycetes; Serinales; Debaryomycetaceae
Exons: 1
Coding region: 1-516 (171 amino acids)
Source: RefSeq, a predicted model, not a curated record
AUGAUCCAAAACGGAAGAGAUGUACUCAAUUCCAGAGCUGCAAUACUUGGUUCAAUUGAGGAUUUUACUGAAGAUUAUACGAGCUUUGAAGAGUACAUUGGUGAUCAAAACAACCAAAACCCAUUCACUGAUGAAGCUACACCUACAAUUAGUAAACGAAGAAGGUCCAAAGUUGGCCACUUUUUGAAAAAGAGUAUACAACGGGUUCUCCAUAUAAAAUUGGGUCAGAAAAAUCCCCAGAUUUUUCACCCAGUGAUUGCAAGUGCAUCAGAUAUUCCCGAUUAUGAAACUGUUAUUCCAGCUCGUCACGUCACCACAAAUAUGGCCAUCUCCCCACGGUUGAUACAGCUUGCCAAUAACUUUAGAAGCGGGAUAAAAAAUCGACCGAGGGAUGAAAUGUACUUGCUUUCAUCAGCAUCAGCUGGAACAUCCGUCAAUUCACUAUUUGAAGAUGGUCGUGUUUCGCUUGAGGGCACUGGUGCCACCACUGCUGAUUCCAAUGCUCAUAUAUUUUAG